UCUUUGAAUUAGUUUUCAAUUCGUGUCAUUUGAUCUAUUUCUCUUGUAACAACUUUAUUCUCAUCCUCACCUCAUUGGAAGCAUGAAUAUGAAGAAGAUUCUAACCUUUUGUUCAUCUCAAGACUGUGGAGAAAUUCAAGACAGGCGGAGGUCGAUCCUGGGAGGAGUGUUUGUGUUUAUAAUAGGGUGGGCUGGUGAAGGAAAUGAGCAACUCUCGUAGAGAAAUCUAGGGUCUAAUUUUCGGCCUGUUUCAAUGGACCCAUCAAGAAUUUCCCUCCGUCCAUUCAAGCUCUCCGAUGUUGAUGAUUUCCUGAAAUGGGCUAGUGACGAUAGAGUGACACGCUAUCUCAGAUGGAACACAAUUACUUCCAGAGAAGAAGCAUUAAAUUAUCUUGACAAAGUUGCUAUACCCCACCCUUGGCGUCGGUCCAUAUGUUUGGAUGACCGUUCGAUUGGCUACAUUUCAAUCAAACAAGAAGCAGGUGAUGAUAGAUGCAGAGCCCACGUAGGAUAUGCAUUGGCGGCAGAGUACUGGGGUCAAGGGGUAGUCACGGUAGCAUUGAAAAUGGCUGUUUCUAAAGUGUUUGAGGAAAUUCCAGAUUUGGUGAGAUUGCAGGCUCUGGUAGAGGUAGAAAAUAAAGGGUCUCAAAGGGUACUAGAAAAAGUUGGGUUCUUGAAAGAAGGUUUGUUAAGGAAGUACGGUUUCUGCAAAGGCGAAAUUAGAGACAUGUUUGUGUAUGGCUUCCUUUAUACCGAUAAGGUUAUGUGA
Molecule: messenger RNA, 769 nt
Organism: Pistacia vera
Lineage: Eukaryota; Viridiplantae; Streptophyta; Magnoliopsida; Sapindales; Anacardiaceae
Exons: 2
Coding region: 254-769 (171 amino acids)
Molecular function (GO): acyltransferase activity, transferring groups other than amino-acyl groups
Source: RefSeq, a predicted model, not a curated record